CACGCGGGGCGCAGUUUCUCCCUCCGCCGUCACAUCGGAACAGGAGACACCGACCCCGGAAGUACUAACGGGGACACAUGCUGUGUUUGUGUGGUGCAUGUUACCUGGACCUGGUCCUGGACCGUGUUUACCGGGACCUCUGCAGCUCCGACAUGCCCGCGGCUUGAACCAUGACGAAGCUGCAGGCUUUGAGGGCGCUGGUGGCGGAGAGGCUGUCUGCGGCUGCAGAGGAGAUCUGCAGCGCCGUGGAGAGGAUGAUGCUGAACACACACACAGAAAUAUCACCUGAACAGCAGAGGGCGGCUGUGCACAAGCGUCUGUCGGUGGUCGCUGAAGAGAUCUUCAGGAUCUUGGAGAUAAUGAUGGCUGAAUAUGAGGCAGAGGUCUCCGGUUCUCACAACGAGGUUGGACGUCAUCGUCCACUGCUGGACAUCACGUUGAAAACGGAAACGAGUUUACACACAACAGACAAACCUCCUCUCCAGGAAACCUCAAAUCUUGAAGACACCUCGACGGAGACAGACUCUGAGUUUCUCUACGUUAAGGCGUCACAUCUUCACCAAACACAAGGAGCAGAGAGGGGAACCUCAGCUGUGACGGAGCCAGGAGGAGAGCCACAAAGUGACCCCGAGGUUCUGUCAUCAAACAAUUCAGAAGCUGGGAGCGACGACAGCGAGAGUGACGAAGAUCUGAGUGAGAAAUCAGACAAAAGAAAAACGUCUCAGAGACAAAGUCACGGUGCAGAUCGCUGCAUAACAUGUGGAACGUCUUUCCGCAAGGGGAAGAAAGUGAAAAAACACACGAGGAAAAUCGCUCCAACCAACAGGAGUCAAACUGCGGGACAGAGCUGCUGCAGAGUUUGUGGAAAAUUCUUCCGCUACAAACGCUCUUUUUUGAAACACGUACUUCAGCACGAGCAGAGCUCGGAUCUGUGCGGAGCCUGCGGGAAACAUCUGGACUCCGGCGAGAGCCUGAAGGAGCAUUUACAAACUCACAAUGAAGAAAACAUCUGCAGGGAUCAAACGGAGGACAGACGCUCGGAGGCCGAGUGCUCCGACGCUGAGAGCAAAGUGGGCGACAGUGAUGAGGACUGGAAGGGAAGUGGAGGAAGUGAGAGUGAUGACAGAGACAGCGAGAAAGAUGAGACCAAAGGGGGACCGUGUUCACAAAAGCCAAAGAUUCAAGGACCCAACAAACCGAAGGGAUCUAAAAAUAAGGAUUGUAAGGAUUUAUCUCAUCUGAAAUACUGCUGUAAAGUGUGCGGCAAGUCUUUCUGUUACAGAGCUUCUUUCCUGAAGCAUGUGCAAGAAGACGAGCGGGAUGCAGAUCUCUGCGGCGUUUGCGGGAAACACUUCGAGUCCGAGGAGAGCUUGAGGCUUCACUUGCAAACGUACAUCCAAACGAAUGACUGCGAAGUUUGCGGCAAACACUUCGAUGGCCACAACCAGCUGGAGAUGCACAUGAGGACCCACACGGGGGAGAAGCCGUACAUCUGCAGCGUCUGCGGGAAAGCGUUCGCUCAAAACGGAAACCUGAUGGGUCACAUGAGGGUCCACACGGGCGAGAAGCCGUACGUUUGCAGCGUGUGCGGUCAGAGCUUCAGCUUUAAAGAGUACAUGAUGGCUCACAUGAGGAUCCACACGGGCGAGAAGCCGUUUCUUUGCAGCGUCUGCGGGAAAGGAUUCAGGCAGAGGGGAACUCUGAAAACACACAUGAUGAUCCACACGGGGGAGUCCACGCACCGAUGCAGCGUAUGCGACAAAAAGUUCUACAAGAGCGGAGCGUUGAAGAUCCACAUGAGGUCGCACACGGGAGAGAAACCGUAUCUUUGUAACGUGUGCGGGAAAAGUUUCACGGCCAGCGGCUCGCUGACCAAACACAUGGGCGUCCACAAGGGGGAGCGAACGCACUGCUGCAGCGUCUGCGGGAAAGGAUUCCUGAGGAAAGACGACCUGAAAAGACACGUGCAGACGCACAGCUGACGAGUCUUUAAUGCUGCGUGUUAAAGAAAUAGUUCAAUGUUUUUUUGGGGGGGAAAUUUGCUUUCCUUAAAAGGGUGUGAUGUGAAAAUAUGAGUAAUUUUUUCAAGCGUGAAUGGUGAAUGUUUCAGCUUUUCAGUUUGUUUUUCUUCUAAAUUGAUCAGGAGUUUUUGGACUGUUGCUCCGACAAACAAAACAUCCUAAGACAUCAACUUCAGAACUUCAGCUUCAGGACUGUGUUCUGACAUUUGUUGUUAUGUUUGUAUAUCGCUGGUACUUGUUGUUUCAUGAUUCUCUUCAUAUUUUAUGUAUUGACAUUUUUGUAAUGCCGAUAUUUUACGCUCUUCAUGGUGCUUCUGUCUCGUUGGCUGAUCUUUUCCUAAAUGUUAAGCUGUUCCUUUAAAUGAUAAAGUGCUGAAACAAAGCUGUAGUUAUAUACACCUGGUCUCACGUGUUUUAAAAUGUAUACAUAGUAAUAAUUAAAACAACAUGUCAAGUUAUAUUCAAUAUAAACCAAAGAAUUUAAAAUCACACAACUUGGCUUUAACUGUUCGUACAUCGAGCCUUCCAAAGGUUUUUGAUUAUAACUCUAAAAGAUUCAAUGAAAUAAAAACAUCUAGAGGAAUUUUAAAAGGUCCAUCGUGUUCGAUUUAGUAUUUUAUUGGCACAAAUGGAAUAUAAUAUACAUAACUGUUGUUUUUGUAAUGUUAAAAUGAGCCUUUUAUAUCUAGACACUGUGGAGUCCUCUGUGCUUCAGCAGCCCACAAUGAACAAACUAAACAAACUAAACACUGGCUCCAGAUGGUGCCUUUUUAGACGCCACGAAAUCCUCCACAGUGGAUCCUUAAUUUGACGCUGAGUCACUGAAACUGCUGAGUGGUGGUGAUGAGAUACAUGAGUCUGUACUGAGGUAUUGUCCUGUUUAACAUCUAUUUAAGAAAAGUUGGCAAAGUUUUAGUUUUUACUGAGGCAGUACAUGAGAAAAUGAUUUAUUCAGAUGAUGAUCAGGGAUUUAAAAAAAUCAUCAUGUUGCUAAAGAGCGAAGAAAAAACAAGAUACGACGUCUGAAAUUUGAUGCAAAUGUAAAACAUAACGUGUCAGGUCAUAUUCAGAAAUUUAAAUUAAACUAUUUAAAGAAUGAUGAAUGAAUCUCUUUAAUGGAAUCUGUUGAUUUGUUGAGUUUCU
This is a messenger RNA of Larimichthys crocea (large yellow croaker), 3164 nucleotides long. RefSeq names its product zinc finger protein 260. Gene Ontology annotation, cellular component: nucleus. The record is from RefSeq and is a predicted model, not a curated record. NCBI's taxonomy places the organism in Eukaryota, Metazoa, Chordata, Actinopteri, Sciaenidae. Gene Ontology annotation, biological process: regulation of transcription by RNA polymerase II. Gene Ontology annotation, molecular function: RNA polymerase II transcription regulatory region sequence-specific DNA binding; DNA-binding transcription factor activity, RNA polymerase II-specific. The transcript is spliced from 3 exons. The coding region runs from base 171 to 1982 and encodes 603 amino acids.